UCCCGCAGCCGCACAUUCAUCGGCUGCCAAGAGGAGCUGCCGGGCGGGCGCUCGCACGCUCUGCUCGCUCGCUCGCAGACUCGCAGGUUUGGGAGCGCGCCGCUCUCGUGAGGACCCGGCCGCCGCGCCAAACCCCGCCGCCUUCCCUCCGUGCGAGCCAUGGCCGGCCUCGGUCACCCCGCCGCCUUCGGCCGGGCCACCCACGCCGUGGUGCGGGCUCCGCCCGAGUCCCUGUGUCGCCACGCGCUGAGACGCUCCCAGGGCGAAGAGGUGGAUUUCGCUCGCGCCGAGCGCCAGCACCAGCUCUACGUGGACGUGCUGGGCAGCAAGCUGGGGCUGCAGGUGGUGCAGCUGCCCGCCGACGAGAGCCUGCCCGACUGCGUGUUCGUGGAGGACGUGGCCGUGGUGUGCGAGGAGACCGCCCUCAUCACCCGCCCCGGGGCGCCCAGCCGCAGGAAGGAGGUUGAUAUGAUGAAGGAGGCUUUGGAGAAACUUCAGCUCAACAUAGUAGAGAUGAAAGACGAGAAUGCAACCUUGGACGGUGGUGAUGUCCUGUUCACAGGCCGAGAAUUUUUUGUGGGCCUUUCCAAAAGGACAAAUCAACGAGGUGCAGAAAUCUUGGCUGAUACUUUUAAGGACUACGCCGUCUCCACAGUCCCUGUGGCCGAUACUCUGCAUCUGAAGAGUUUCUGCAGCAUGGCUGGGCCCAACCUGAUUGCAAUAGGGUCCAGUGAACCUGCGCAGAAGGCCCUCAAGAUCAUGCAGCAGAUGAGUGACCAUCGCUAUGACAAGCUCACUGUACCUGAUGACAUGGCCGCUAACUGCAUCUAUCUAAAUAUCCCUAACAAAGGGCACGUCUUACUGCACCAAACCCCAGAAGAGUACCCAGAAAGCGCAAAGGUUUAUGAGAAGCUGAAAGACUAUCUCCUGAUCCCCGUGAGCAAUUCGGAGAUGGAAAAGGUGGAUGGUCUGCUCACCUGCUGCUCCCUUUUUAUUAACAAGAAGACAGACUCCUGAGCCCAGGAGCCCCUCCCCGGUGGCCAGAAAGGUGGCCAGGCCAGGCUGAUGACUCCAUGCCCACUCCUCUUGUUUUCCUUGACAAUCUACUGUGUCACUGUGCUACUAACUCUUGUUUACAGAAAACAAAAUUAACUCCGAUUUUAACUGCCCCAUUUUCCACACCCUCCCUCACCUCACGGUGGUACCUAACCUGUGGAUUAAGCAACCCAGACAAUACAGAAUUAAUGAAUUAUUAAGAAUGUGAUUAAUAGUGUGGGAACACUCAGUUCAGUGUUUGUGUGCCUAGUGUGGAAAUAGUUUAGUUGCAGAGUAUUCUAAAGACUGCCUUCCUGAUCAUCAAGAUAAGCAAGGGACUUUUUUUCUCCUGUAUCAUGAAUCACAUUUGGUUCCUGUGAAAUUCCCUGGCCCAUGGAUUUUUCCCAUCCCCUUCUCUUCUACACUCUAAAAACCUUUCUUCAGAUUCCUGCUUUGGCCUUUCCGACUUCUGUCACAGCCUCCUUGGCCUAGGAUUUGUCCAAGGUCUUGCCUUCUGGAAACCUUCCUGAAGGUUCGCCCUGUGUGCUCUCCUUCUCCUCUGCCUCGGGGCCACAUCUCCACCAGCAACCCUCCCUUCCCUGGCAGAACUGUCGCCAAAAUCAGAGCGGCUGGUUAGGGAACAGGAACCUCACAGAGGCACAUCCUGAGGGAGUCUGCACCAGACCUGAGUACCACCCCUGGGAAGGUAAAUUCAGCCCCAGCUGGUUGACAUGGGAUGUUAGAUCAAGAAGCCUGGAAAAAAACUCAUGGGUGCAUCUUAGAAAGCCUGAGUCGCAUGCCAUGAUUUUGCCUAGUGACCAGUCCUAUAGGAGCAAGGACAAAAGUCUUUCUCUACCCCACCCCCACCCCUCUUCUCAGCUUCUUUCUGACUCACUUUGUGUCUACCCCCCCUAGAAUCAUCAUGAUCUUGAAAAGUCAUUUCCUUCAAAAGAGGCAUAGCAUCUAAAAUGAUUGUUGAUGGUCCGGUAAGAGUCGAAGGGAGCUGCCUCCACCCAUGGUCUAGGAGCGCAAUCGGGAAACGGUGCCUAUAGUCAACCACAAACAAUGUAUUAGUCUCCUUUGAAAUAUCCAUGAAUGUCUACUGUGGAAUUUGGCUGAAACCUAUUUCCUCUCUAGCCUUCAAAUUACACAACUUUCAGCUCUUAACAAAACUGAAACAGGUCUCUUACAAAGAACAAUGUCACAGCAAAGGAAGAGAGCAUUCCUUUCCUUAAAAGCUGGAAGAGUCAGGCCAGGGACAUGGUACUUUACAAGGAACAGUGACCCGACCGGGCACGUCAUCAAACUUAUGGUCACUUCCAUCUUUGCUGGGUAGCCUGCAGUUUGGCAUUCAAUAUUUAAAGCUGGGAAGACAAAGAAAGAGCACUUCAGACCUCUCCCUCUCCCUCCCUUUGUGAUCAGGGUUCCUUAUCUUCAUGAGCAGGAGAACUGCCUUUACUGCAUCCCGCACUGCAGAUGGGCAUGAGUAACCCCGUGAAAAUCACCGCAUCAUUUACUGCCUUUACUGCAUCCCGCACUGCAGAUGGGUGUGAGUAACCCGUGAAAAUCACCGCAUCAUUUACUGCUCUUCCUCUCUUACAUUCAUUUGACAUUACAACUUUCUGAAGAAAUAUGUCCCAUCUCGUCCUUGUUGCCUAACUCUACACUCAUAUCACAUGCAAAGACCUAGCUAUCUGCAUCUGUGAAUGAGCCGUGUCUUGGUCACUAUCAUAUUUCAAAACAUCCCAUCCUGGGUGAAUGAUAUGGUGGGGUUUUUUUUUUUUUCAGGGCAAAUAAAUAUGAGCCACAUGCCCAAUAAAGAAAACUUGUUCUCAGCAAUUAUGGUUGCCCUUUGGGGUUAAAUUUGGCUCUACGCUGGCAAAAAGCAGAAAUUCUCCCCGUGAGAGGUGACCAUCUCAAAGUCAACCACAGGAAAAACAAGCCAGUGUGAGCUAACCGACUUGCAAUUGUCACCAGGGUUCUGUCUGUCAUCCCGAUUACCUGAUCACAGAACUGUUGUGUUUAGUCGAUUACGAGUGAAUAGAUUUUGCACUGUGACAAUUCUUCUACCAAAGGUGAUUUUUCCAUUCCCUUUUCCUUUGCUUCCCGCUUUCCUUGUUUGUCCUGAGAAAUCAUUUGGCAUCUACGCCCCUUGGCCAUCUUACUGUGCUCCGCUACAUCACACAUCGGGCUGGCUGCUCUGGACUCCCUGUGCGUACAACGAUGUAAAAAUUCAAAAUAUUUGCAGCACAGUGGCAUUGCUUCUUUGAUGCUCUCAUCAGCAUAGCGUUAUCCUCUUGUCCAUUGUGGCUUACAAAGAUGAAAACACUAACAAAAAUGCUUUUUGACAUUAUAAAGACGUGAGGAAUUAUGUUUAAGUAAGUAUAAGUUGAGUUAGAAUUAUUGAGUCAAUAUGAUUUGGUUUAAUUGAAAAGAUGGUCUAGAAGGAACACAUUAUUUGGCAUUAUGUCUUUAACUGUGAUGGUUUCGCUAUAGGAAUCAGUUGCAGAUCUCUCUACAGUUAAUUGUGCUUCUGUGCUACUAGGAACCGAUUACUAAGGCCGUCCUCUCUCCAUCUCUGAGAAGGGAAAAUAAAAUAGUCUAGUUUCACAGUGUGGCUUCCGUAGGGUUGCAUGUUUGUCAUUGUAGUUAUUCACUCUGUAACAUGCUACAGAAUUCAGACGUGAUUUCCAUGGGGUCUUAGGUCUGUGCUUUUUUCUCUUCUUGGCUGUCAUCUUCCAGGCGAUGUGUGGUUUUCCAGUAUGUGUGCCAAAGCUAGCCAUGUCUCUCACAGUCUGCUAGUCCAGGGUUCUGCUAGUUUCCUGCUGCCCACUCCUACUGUACACCAGUCGUGACGGAAUAAAGUGUGAGUUGUGCUGUG
Molecule: messenger RNA, 3916 nt
Organism: Mesocricetus auratus (golden hamster)
Lineage: Eukaryota; Metazoa; Chordata; Mammalia; Rodentia; Cricetidae
Gene: Ddah1
Product: dimethylarginine dimethylaminohydrolase 1
Exons: 6
Coding region: 160-1017 (285 amino acids)
Biological process (GO): arginine metabolic process; positive regulation of nitric oxide biosynthetic process
Molecular function (GO): amino acid binding; dimethylargininase activity
Source: RefSeq, a predicted model, not a curated record